AUGGCUGAGGGUAUCAGUCUUAAACGGUAUCUCUCCGAAACCAGGCACCCAGUAUACUGUCUAUCAGUGGUGGGCAGUCAGAAUGCGCACAAUCUGAUCUCAGUAUCGACGGACGGUCGCAUGUGCUCCUGGUCGCUAGACAUGUUGUCAGCGCCGCAGGAGACGUUGGACCUGCAGCAUCGGCAGAGCAAAGCCGUCGCGGUCACAUGCAUGGGCUUCCCGUACGGGGACGUCAAUAAUUUCGUACUCGGCAGCGAAGACGGUGAUGUUUAUACAGGACGUCUUUUGGCUGAUAAGAAGAACGAGCAAGAAACUCACCAGCUCUAA
Molecule: messenger RNA, 327 nt
Organism: Diatraea saccharalis (sugarcane borer)
Lineage: Eukaryota; Metazoa; Arthropoda; Insecta; Lepidoptera; Crambidae
Source: the annotation of a GenBank genome assembly